Messenger RNA from Zeugodacus cucurbitae (melon fly), 6215 nucleotides. RefSeq lists its product as uncharacterized. The transcript has 4 exons. NCBI's taxonomy places the organism in Eukaryota, Metazoa, Arthropoda, Insecta, Diptera, Tephritidae. The record is from RefSeq and is a predicted model, not a curated record. Bases 219 to 1421 code for a protein of 400 amino acids.
UUACUCAUUUGGCAAUACCGCGUUGAUUUUGACAGCGAUGACAUUUUGACAUGAAACACAUGAUAAAGAAGAAUCGCAAAAGUUACAAGAAAAUUGCCGUCAUUGAUUUUCUGAUUUCAUCGUGGUUAUUUUGGUAUUCCUUUGCUGCUGCCGUUUAUUAAUUGUGAAAUCAUUAUUAAUUACAUUUAAUAGCGUUAGAACUAAAAAACAGUUGAAGGAUGAAUCGGUCACGUCGGAUUCCACAAACUAGGAAUUUUGUGCCUGGCGGUGUAUAUGAUCCAAGACAGUCUUUUGCCGAGCAACAAGCAAAUCAAGGCGGCCAGUAUCAACGACGCCCAAAUUAUGACAAUAAAGCAGUGCGGAAUGAAACAACGCAGCAAGAGCAGCAACAAAAUACCGCACAACAGCAACAGAAUUAUGAAAAUACAAAAACGCCACCAUUAGAGCCACCGCCACAACCACCACAAAUGGAAGAUGAUGCAGCAGAAGAAGAUGUCAAAGUAGAGGAAACUGGCCUAUAUGAUGAAAGUGGAAAAUUGCAGUAUAAGAAUAUUUUCCGUACACGCAAGAAGUCUUCCGUCCGUGCAAAGGAGAAGAAAAUACGCCAGAAUCGUCAAUUGCGCAAAACACUAAUCCCCAAGAAUGCAUUGAUGGCACUGAAUGAGGUCGUUGGCUUGACAAUUAGCGAGUUUACUAUCACCAAUGCUUCAGGUGGUGGAUUUGUCGCUGUUGUUUCGGUCAAUGAUAAGCAAUAUGAAGGCAAGGGUCAUUCAAAGAUAGCUGCUAAAAAUAAUGCCAGUGAGAAGGCGCUACGGGAUUAUGUUUUGGAAAAAAUGCGUGAAAAGCCACGUUUGCGUAAGAAUUCAGUUAAUGCCGAUGAAUCUGUAGAAAUGGCCGUUGAUACCAACAAUGAAGUGGCAAGCGAGAAUGGUGAGGAUGGGCAGGAAAUUGCUGGUGCAAUGUCACUAAUGGAUGAUGUGCCCAUGGUCAAUUUGGCUUCAUUCGCCAUCUAUAAACUGUUUACUGAAUGGGAGAACGAGGGUUAUGUUGUGCCGGAGUUGCGUGUUGCACAUGCGCCACAAACAGGUACUGGCACUGGCACCGACAACAGCAAUGCAGAUGCAGGUCCUCAAGUUAAGCCACCAAAGGCGCCACCAAUUCGUUCUGAAUUGCCAAACAAUUGGGAGUCCAUACAUCCUUCUACUUUGCUUUGUAUGAUGCGUCCGGGUUUGCAGUAUCGCGAAAUAGGCACAGUAGGUGAUCCACCAAAUGUAUUACAGCGCAUGGGCGUUACCGUAGACGAAGUGGACUAUGAGAGCUCUGGUCGUUCGAAGAAAAUUGCACGCCGUAAUGUUGCCGUUUGUGUGCUUAACGAGUUGUUUGGUACCAAUUUCAUCAAGGAGCCACCAUUUGAAGAAUAGAUAAAAUAAUUUAUGGAAAUUUAAUACAUUCAAGUACAUAUAUAACCUAUUUCGUAAAUUUCAAAUCUGUAACUAAUUUUCCAUCUGUAGUCUAGCUUUUAAGAUUUUACCGGAUUGCACACUUUUACAAAUAAUAAAAAAAAAACACUUAAAAAAUAAUAAAUUGAAAGAUUCUUGCUACUACUAGGAAGGGGCAUAUUUGGAUUUAUUUUUUUUAGAAGUGGUCCCCUGCAAGGUUAUGUUGAAAAUAACUAAAAGUGCGUUGACUAACAAAUGAAAAACAUUACAAACACCCAGUUUUACAGAAGAAAAUGUAGAAGGAAGGAAAUGUUGAAAUGAAAAAUGGGCGUGGCGUCGCUCACAAUUGGGUCAAAAACCAUAUCUCAGGAAAUACUUUAUCGAUUUCAAUGAAAUUUCUUAUUUUAUUAUAUUUUUUUUUAUUUUCUUGACACCCCUGAUGAGACGGAUGAAAAAUAGACGAAAUCGGUUCACAACCACGCCUACUUCCUAUAUAACUCCAUUUUGAAUUCCUUCUGAUUCUUUAUAAUAUACACUAGAGCUCUUGGUAUUCGACUAAUCGACUAACCGAAUUAACCGAAUAGGGCAUUAUUCGAAUAAUAAUAUUCGGCUCGAACUAUUCGGAUAGUCGUCAGUCAUCGACUAUUCGAUUAACCGCUCAUUUUCGACUAUUCGGAUGAUUUUCCUUAUUCUGUUGGACUUUACGCCGAGAAUAUAUGGUUCAAAUUGUAUGUUAUCUUAAUAAAAUUAAAUAAAUAAAUUGCGAGAUUAUAAAAUGUUCGGUUGCAUCCGAACUUUUGAUUGAAGCUUUUUUCUAUGCAUUUUUGGGCAAAAAUAAUAAUAAAGUAAGUCAACAAAUUAAUAUAAAUAAAUAAAAGGCAAGUGUUUUUUUUUCUUGAAAUAUGUAUUUUAAUAGAAAGGAAAAUAAAAAUAGUAAUUUUACAAAAACAAAUUUCAAUAAAAGAUCAUAUUUGAAUAUCAUCAUUUUACAAUUCAUAUUUAACUGUUUUCACCCACAUUUAGUCGCUGUAAAUUAACAAUAAAAAAUACGUACAAUGUUUUUUAUAUGCCUGCUUUAUUAUAUUCUUUAUUUGAAUGACAAUAAAAUAUUAGUUUCAUAUUUUGGCUUUACAGAAAUCUUAUAUUUGCCGCAGUUAAAUGGCGGUGUUUUUAACUUUCAUUUCAUUCGAAUUGCUUUUACAUAUAUGUAUUUGUAUUUUGUAUUAUUUUGUCGUCGACGUCGUCGCAUAGGCUUCUGAAUUUCAAAUUUAGCUUGCUUGCUGCUUCGACGUUAUGGUAUUUAUGUUAAUAUGUAUGCAAUGCAAUGCAUGUAAUAAUACAUUCAAUUAGAUAAUUUGAUUUCGUUUUUGUUUGGUAACUUGUUUGCAGCACUAAAAAGAAAUGGUCGAGCAAAGUGUGUAACAAUUUAAUACGCUUUUCAUUUUUUUAAAAUACCAACUCAUGUCAUACCGCGAUCGUUCACCGAUUAUUGAAGAAACUCUACAACGAAUCAUUUCAUCAUUCACAUUUCAUAUAUCUCAAACACCUGCAUGCAAAUUUAUACAAUAGAUCUGAGUGUGUGGUGUAUAUGUGGAUUGUAUGGACAUAAAUAUGCAUGUGUGUGUUUGUGUGUCUUCUUUCAUUAUUAAUAUUUGGAAUGAAUUUAAAAAAUUAAAAAUUAAAAUAAUUUAUAUUUCUGACUUCAGCGCGCAACUUUGUAGUCUCAUAGACCCACUAAAUAUUUUUUAUAUAUAAUGUUAUAUACCGCAAAAACCGGUUUGCAUUUUCUUUGAGAUAACGAAAAGAAAAAUAAUUACAAAAGCAAUAUUAAAAAAAAAAGAAAAAUGUGAUUUUCGUAUUAAAUUUCGUACAUUUUCAAUUAUUAUUAUAUUUUGCAAAUUAGUGCGUGGUUUAUAAGCGCAACCGUAUCUAAUACACUCUUACUAAAAAAAAAAUGUGAAAAAAAUUAAUGAAAUAAAAAAUGGUAAUUUUUUUUUUAAUUUUGUAAAAAUGGAAUUUGUGCAGCAGAGCUCACUCACAUACAAUAUUUCAUACUCAACGAAUGAUUUGCGCGCUUAUUUAAAUAUUAUUAGUAUACAAUCGUUCACAAUGACUCUGCCAAUUAUAUUUUAUUUACUGUUGUAUAAAAAAAGUGAAUUAUUUAUUUUUUUUUUGCGAAGAUACAUACAUCCAUAAAUUAUGUUAUUAACUUGCGUAUGUGGUGUAUAAAUGUACCUAGAGCUAUGCAUAUGUCUGUCUGCCUCUUUUAUUUUUCAGUAUACACUAAUAUCGUAUGUAAUAUGUAAAAUUCUAAGCCAUGUACAUAUAUAAACAUAUGUGUCUAUAUAUAUAUGUAAAUAUAUGACGAAAAUUUACACAUAAUAAAUAUUAAUGGUACACAAACAAUAAACACUUCCAACUCACACACUUCAGUCGCGCGUGUGUACAAAUACGCGUACAUUCGCACCAGCAUUUCAUGGUACUUGAAAUUGGAUUUUUCUGCCGUUCAAGUUAAUACAAAAUAAAUAAAUAAUAAACAAAUAAUUAUUAAUAUUUUAUUUAUAAGAAAAUUGAAUUUUUUCAGACUUUCGAAGCCGCAUACUUGUAUGCAAUUAGUAUUUUGUAAUGCUAUGCUCAAAAAUGUGUACGUUUAUGUGUUUAGCAUGGAAAAAUAUUUCUUUGCUGUUGGGUUUGGUUAUUUCUUUUUUAUUUAUUUAUGUUUUACAUACGAUAUUUUUGUACUUGUAAACUUAAAAUACUUUAAUUUGCUUUCAUUUAUGUAUGUAUGUAUGUAUGGUUUUUUUUUAUUCAGGUGGGCAUAUUGAAAAUUUCUAUACCGAAUUUUCAGAAUUUAAAGUUAAAUAAAUUCUCAUUUUUUGCUAAAAAAAAUAUAGCAUUUUUUAAAAACUACUAAUGAAUUAAAUUCGUUUACCUGACAAACAAGUGAGAUUCUUUCUGUGAGAGCCAAUAACAAAAAAAAAAUAUAUAUUUAAUAUUAAAAAAAUAAUUAUAAGCUGUUUGUAAUUGUAUUUUGAAGCUUUUAUAAAAUUGUAUGUAUUAAAAAAAAAACAUUACUUUCUUUCAGUGCAAUUAUUUUAGUUUAAUAAUUCAACGUAACAAAUUUGCGGUAAACGAAUUUUUCAUUAUUGCGCUCAGCAAAAACCACUUUUUCUUUCCUCCUCCCCAUAAAUCAUUCAUUCGCUCGGCGAAAAUUCACAAAUUUCCAUUUUUUACAUUAACUAUUUUGGUAUGCACAUUUUCAAAAAACGAAAAAUUAUAAUAAUAAACUACUAACGGUGUUCUAUUCAAAACCAAUUGUGAUUUUGUAUACAGUUUUCUAACGCUAAUAAUGCUUUUGAAAAUUUUCAAAGAGAGUACCCUACAGCUCAAUUACAAAAAAAAAAUAUGUAUAUAUGUAUUCGUAUUUAUGUUUGCAUGUGCAUUAAUACACACACAACAAAAAAAAAAAUAAAAAAAUAAGGUAGGGAAAACAUUGAAUGCGUUUAAUGAGAAACAUUUUUUGUUUUGUGAAAUUUGCAACUUAUUUAAUGUUUCGUACAGUAGUUCAGCUACAACACAUUUUCGCACAGCUGCACUGGCGCAAUACGAAAAUUCUUUAAAAUAUGCAAUAUAUAUGUAUAUAUCUUUUUGUACAUAUAAACGUUAGUUUUUGUAGAGUUUGUGAGUUCAUGUGAUAAUUUUGUUAUCUUUUUUGUUUUAACGUACAUAUGUACACAUGUAUAUAAUAUAUAUAUAUAUAUAUAUAUGUGUAUAAUAUAAAAAAAGAAAAAUAUAGUAUAGAAUGUGCCUCAUAUCAUCCAUAUAAAUAUAGUUUUGUUAUCAUAUGUUUUUUUUUUUAUUUUUUAAGUCUAUCACAUCACAUUUUGUUGUUGGUUUUUGUAUGCUAAAUUUUAUGUUGUCGCUUUGCAGUUGAAUUUGUUUCGUUUUGCUUGUUUUUAACCAUAAUUGUAGCAAUUAUACAUAACGCGGCUUUUCUAAAACAAAAAACAAAUGCAUUGCAAUAAAUACCGUUUUUGAAACAAUAUUUGUGGUUCAAAAGAUUUGCUUGUUUUUAUACCCCCCAUGUUAUUUUCUUUCUCUGUUACGACCCGUAUGACGGGCAAUUCCUACAUGCACAUAUAUGUAUGUAUGUAUUUAUACUGCUAAACAAACUAAUUUUUGUUCACUGCAAAAACAACAGCAGAAAAAUGCUUUAUAUGUAUAAAAAUAAUUAAUUUGUUUUCUUUUCGUUAAACAAUGUUAAUUUCUUCCCCAAUUAUGUAUUCGAAUUACAAGCUACAUAGGUAUGAAUGUAUAAAAAAGUUGAAAAUAAAAACAAAAAUUUUAUUCAAUUCAACAUUUCUAGUCUGUUUUUUUUUAACUAAGUAAGAGAUCUUUAGGUUGAAUACAACAUAGUUGCACAUCAUUGAAUACUGCUAAUAUCCAAAUUAAUGUGAUUCGAUGAAAAACUUCACUUUCGCUCGUCACAAAUGAAAAAUGCUAUGACAGCUGUUACAGCGAGUAGCGAUUUAGUCAUGGUACUAACUAUUACUUUGUUCGUUUUUUGUUUUUGUUUUGGGUUAUAAAUUCCUGCCCAAAAAGUAACUAGUACCUACAACAUACGCAUAAAAUGCAAUUAUUUGUCACGAAAAAGAGUUGGGAUUGCUUUUUCAUCUUUAACUAACGAAAUUGUUAAAACACAUACGACAUAUGUAUUUAUGUAUGUGCAGCAGUUAUACUCGUAUGUUUUUAGUAAACUUUAUGCGUUUUUUUUUU